UUGACCCCAGUGGGUUUAGUUCUUUCCCAUGACUAUAAAAUAAUAAAGGGGCAUUUAGAUAUACACAGCAAAUCCAAUUUGAUUGGGGCAAGAGACUAUCUGAAAUAACUUAAAAUAAAGUUCAGGACAAUGAAAAAAAAAUCCAAGAGGUGAGUAGAAUUUGGUACAAUACACUGCAGAUAUACUUACAAAUAAAUGCACUUGCACAGUGAAGACUUGAUAUACCAGGCUGAUGCAGAAGAAAGGGUGUCUGGUUAAUCCAAAACAUGAGAUUGUUUUGCCUGACUGUACCAAUGAACAAUUCUGGAAACAAUGGACUUUGUCUGUGGUCUCCAAAAACAAUUUACCCAGCAGAUCUUAAGAACAACAGACAGUUCUUGAAACAAUGGAUUUUCUGAUAAAUCUAAAAUGUGUUGAAUUGAGGUUUUAUUUUCAUUUUCCAAGUACAGUAUGUAUUAUUGUACAAAAUGUGCAUCUUAGGAAAUGUAUAAUCAGAGCAAAAGUUCUGUACUUUCAAAAUUAGCUGCUGAUCAGGUUCAUGUUGAUGCAGGAUGUUGUCUGCACUUGGUACAAGAAUCGCAUUAUCUAGUUUAACAUUUCUCUCAUGCACAUGUAAAAGGUAGGUAAGUCUUGCAAAUUCUUACUUUCAUGCACUAUACACUUAGCUUUGCUAUCCUGUGUGUUUAAACCAUUUUUUUCCUGUAAUAUUUACUUUCCAGUCUUUGGAGGCCUGACCAAAGACUGGGUCAUGGGGUGAGGUAAUCCCAAAACCAUAAAUAGAUAAAAGAUAAACGUGUGUUCCCACUAUUCUCAUACAAAUUAAAAAAAUUUAGGCACUAUUUAUUUAUGUCUUCAUAAAUCGUAUUUAUACUUAGGCCUCACAAUUCAGUAGUGACUUUCUUUGGAAAUUUUUUUUAUCCUCUGAGUAGUAAUGCUCUUUCAUACUGCCAUUAUUUUUUCUCCUCUCACUUCUUUUUUUGCCUCCUUGUUUUACCCUCAUUCCUCCUCUGCUUAUCUAAUAUAUUAAUUUUUUUCCAUGUUUCCUAUGCCUGUAUCUGUGAGACUAUUUUAUUAUCAUUUACUUUAUAAUUUCUGGACACAUUCUUUGCUCUAAAUUAUAUACAAAAUUUUACCUUAACUUCUACUGUUCUCCCAUAUUUCACUUCCUAUUUGAAAUUUAAAAACUGGUUGACCAACAAUUUACUUGCCUCAUCAAAAUAUUUAUCUUUGACACAUGUUGUAACCAAAAUCCUGUCUAACUCAAUUUGAGAUACAAUUUCUUAAUUUUUCUUUUAUACACUAUUCAAUAUGUUAAUACUUCACCCAGUUCCUUCAUCAUUGCAUGUAGCUACAUUUUCACUCUGUCUUAUCUGCAUAAAGCUAUAUCUCCAACUUAAUAAAUAUUUUAUUCCAGUCAAACUGUGGUGAUGCAGAACAUGUAUGUGAGUCAACAGAACUCGGCCAAAUCUGCAGAUGGUUCUCACCUGGCCAAUAUGAGUGACCAUGAGAUUCAAGAGCAGUUCGAGUAUUUCUUUGAAGAUGUGUUUUUUGAAUGUGAAGAAAAAUAUGGUGAAAUAGAAGAAAUGUGCGUCUGCGAUAACCAAUGUGACCACCUGCGAGGGAAUGUUUAUAUCAAGUUUAGACGAGAAGAGGAUGCUGUAAAGGCUGCAGAAGAUUUGAACAACCGUUGGUACAUGUUCCGUCCAAUCUACUGUGACCUCUGCCCUGUUGCUGACUUUCGUGAAGCGUCUUGUAGGCAGUUUGAGAUGGGCCAAUGUGGCAAAGGUGGCUUCUGUAAUUUUUGGCAUGUUAAGCCAAUUUCACAUCAUUUCAAAAAUGUACUUGCCCGUUCAUCUCGUUCUCGUUACAAACAUCGUUCUCGUUCACGAUCUAGGUCACGUGAUAAGCAUUCUGAGAAACAUGCAGACAGCAAGCAUAGGCGAAGGUCUCGCUCACGUUCUCGUGAUCGUGAUCGUCGAGAUCGUAGAGGACGCUACUGAGAAAGAUAGCAAGAUUGCUUUAGUUUUUCAGUUGUCUUUUACAUGUUUUAAUUAAGAGUUUAAAAAUAUAAAAUAAAUGCAUAAAUUAAUUUAAUAAUACAAGAUUUAGAACUUAGAAUUAACAAAGUCUUAACUGGAGAAACUGAACUUAAUUUUUAAUUUUAAAUCCCAAAUAUGUAAUCUUACUGUAUGCUAAUGGCCAUUUAUAUUUACAUAUUGAUGCAAACAUUAUUUUCAUAAUUUUAUAAAUGCCCAAAUUGCAGGAAGUUUGGCUAUCAAUAAAAAAAGACAGGCUUGGGAGUAAUUUUGCUCUAGUAAAUGUCAAAACUUCACAUUUUGUGCAGGACAAGGAGGCAAUUUAUGCAGUCAUUAUUUUCUUUGAUGUGCAUUUUUUAACAAAUGUUAUUUCUUGUUUAGUAUACCUGAUACAAAUGUACACUCGCUCACUGCUCUAGAGUGGACCAUUUAAAUGCUGAACUGUAGGUUAAGUGAAUGUGACAUGGUUAGUCAACCUCUUACAACAAUUGGUCUUAACUCGUUUAUUUUCAGAAUAGGUUUUGUGACUUUUUCAUCUGCUGUGUAUGCGACGAACAGGAUAUAGGCUGAUAGAAUUAAACUUUACGCAAAUUACCUUUGAAUUGACAUAUUUUCCAGAUGCUGAAUGCAGAAUUAUUAUAUUAAUACAGUACUGAAUGACCUCCAUGGGUUUAGUGCUUUAUUAACAUAAUAUUAAAUUCAGUAGUUGACAACUAACCAUGUCACAUAUUGUCAUAGCAAGGGCCAUGCAGAGUGAUAGUAUGUAACUUGGGAAAUGUUUAAAAAAAAAAAUUUCCAUAAAAUAUUACUUAGGAUUGUGCCUGUAACAUUUCAUAUAAAGUAUCAGUGAAUACAGGUCUCAUCUAUUA
Cherax quadricarinatus is the source of this 2905-nucleotide messenger RNA. Its product is annotated as splicing factor U2af 38 kDa subunit. Gene Ontology annotation, molecular function: metal ion binding; pre-mRNA 3'-splice site binding. Gene Ontology annotation, cellular component: spliceosomal complex; U2AF complex. Gene Ontology annotation, biological process: mRNA splicing, via spliceosome. The record is from RefSeq and is a predicted model, not a curated record. NCBI's taxonomy places the organism in Eukaryota, Metazoa, Arthropoda, Malacostraca, Decapoda, Parastacidae.